Molecule: messenger RNA, 10960 nt
Organism: Dromaius novaehollandiae (emu)
Lineage: Eukaryota; Metazoa; Chordata; Aves; Casuariiformes; Dromaiidae
Product: adipocyte plasma membrane-associated protein-like
Exons: 9
Coding region: 58-1221 (387 amino acids)
Biological process (GO): biosynthetic process
Cellular component (GO): endomembrane system
Molecular function (GO): strictosidine synthase activity; hydrolase activity; protein binding
Source: RefSeq, a predicted model, not a curated record
CCCUCCCGAGCCGUCGUCGCAGGGGCCUCAACCGCCCGCCUUGCCCGCGGCGACGCCAUGUUCCCAGCAUGGGGGUUUCCACUUGCAGUCAUUGCUACCUGUGCUGGCAUUUACUUUUUACCGUCUCCUAUUGAUCCAGAACCAUUUGUAUUUGAAAAACCACCUCCUGCCCUAGUUGGAUCAUUGCAAGUGAAUAAAAAGCUUCAGAGUGGACAAAGAAUCUUUAUGGGACAACUGAAAGGUCCUGAGUCUUUUACUGUUGAUGAUGAAGGUAAUCUCUACACUGGUACCGUGGAUGGGAAACUGUGGAUGAUCAGUGGUGACCAGUUGCAUUUCAUUACUCAAAUGGGGCAGAAUAUGCCUGAAUGUGGAACUCCAGAUUAUGAACCAAUAUGUGGACGGCCUCACGGAGUCCGAGUGGAUCAGGAUGGCAACUUGAUUGUGGCAGAUUCUUAUUUUGGCCUGUAUAAAGUCAAUCCAAGGACAGGAGAGAAAACCCUCCUGCUAUCGAGUGAACAAGGUGUGGAUGGAAUUCCUUUCAAAUUCCUAAAUGGAUUAGAAAUAUCAAAGAACAAUUUGAUUUAUUUUACGGAUUCAAGUAGCAAGUGGGAGAGACGGCAUCACAAAUAUGAGGUAAUAGAAACAAACCAUCUUGGACGCCUCUUGACCUAUGAUCCUGUAACGAGAACAGCGAGAACAGUGCUCAGUGGCUUGUACAUGGCAAAUGGGAUUACAUUGUCUCCCUUUGAAGAUUAUAUAUUAAUAGCGGAAACCAGCAUAUGUAGAAUCAUACGCUAUUGGGUAAGCGGAGCUAAUGCAGGAGAAAAAGAAGUUUUUGUGGACAACCUACCUGGAUAUCCAGACAACAUCAGAUUAUCAAAGAAAGGCUUAUACAGAGUUGGAAUAUCUACUACUCGUUUUCCUAGUUUUUUUUCUCCUUUUCUGGAUGCUUUAGGACCAUACCCAUUCCUGAAGAAAUUUAUUGCAAAGGUAACUUUGACACUGCAGAAAUUUAUUGCAAAGGUGACUCCUCUAUCAUUCUACAGCAUUUUUCUUCAUAAGCAUGGCUUGUUCUUAGAAAUUAACGACAAAGGAGACAUCGUGGAAAGUUUCCAUGACCCUGAUGGUAGUGUCACUUGGACUGUCAGUGAUGUCUUUGAGCACAAUGGGAAGGUGUAUCUAGGUAAUACAGAACUGCCUUUUCUUGUGGUGCUACAGUAGACUUAAGUUUUCAUGAGCUGGUGUGUCAAAAGAAAAAUAGCAGUAUUCCUUCAAGCAGCUAUUAAACAUUUUUUCUACUUAGCAGGCUGCUACAGCAACAAAGAAGUAGAACUGAAACUAAUACCAAAUAGCUAAACAGAAAUGGAGCAUAGAAAUGCUUGUUUUAGAAGCUUGGGAAAGCCUCAGAUGUGAAUAGGUUAGAUGCAAGUCACUCCCCUCUAUAGUUUAAGGAAAUAGUUAUGUUUUUGAACAGUUGCACAGAGUUAUCCAAGGCAUUCAACUCUAACAGGGUUGUAAGGUGAGUACUGUAUAUCUUAUUCUUACCUGCAGUUCGUAUUUUGAAAGAAUCCUUAUUCCCCUUUUCCAGGGGCAGAGAACAUACUGCUUUUAAUUAUGAACAGUAGUUCUCCAUUGUCUUUUUCUUAAUGGUUGAAUGUAUAGAAAACAAACAGUUUCCAAGAAAAUAUAUCUGAACAUAUACAGUUUGUAUUAAAGUUCUCACAUUCCACUAUUUUUUCCUAGUGCAAAUUAGUCAUGUUGUGUUUUGCCAGACACUGUACAUAACGAUCAACUGCAGGUUGAUCCAGUAACUGUGACCAUGAGGAAGGAGGAAAAAUUCACUAAUGGCAGUUAUAUAACAGCACAACAGGCAGAGAACAGGCUUACAAAUCAGGAAUCCAAUCUCUUAGCUUGAUCUUUUGGAAAGGUUUAACUUUAGUUCAGUAACAGAAACAUCAGAAAUUUGACAGGCAGUUUAUUUUGUCUUUCCCCAAAAGUGCAGCAGUGAACAGGGUCCUCUGGAAGGGCACUUUCUAAACAGAUGUUCAAAACAGAGCAGAAAUUAAGUAUGCUCACAACAUGCUAGAGCAAAGUAUGCUCACAUACAGAGAAGAGUAAUACAAAUAAAGUAUACUUUAAUUCAAUCAAAAUAAAAAAUGACAAUUGUUUAAUUAGAAUCAAAUAUUGUAUUUAGCUUGUGUAACAGAUCAGUCUUAACGUUGAUAGUUUGAACAGAUUUUUACACCUGCUUUGUGUGUAUGCAUGCAUGUGAGUUUUUACAGAUUUAUUCCCAAAAAUGCAAGAAUGUCAGUUCUUUGGGCCUGUGCUGAGUAAGCAUGUAGUUAGCUAUGUUCACUUAUGCUGAAGUAAUGAUACUGAGUAAGGUUUUCAUUUUAGGUUAAUGUAAUAAGGGAUCUGUUAGCUGUAUUUCUCACUGUACCAUAUCUGCUUUAUUAGAUCAGAACCAGGUAUGAACUAAAAAAAAAAGUAAAAAAAAAAAAGUCACAUUUCACUCUCAUUUGAACUCUGCACCUAUAAGGUCCCUUCAUUUAAAUAGAAAUGCCUUCGGUAACAAGGUAUAGAUACAGCCAUGGUCAAAUCAUGUAUCAAAGGGAAAUCUAGGAAGAGCAUUUAACUUUAAAAUGACUUAUCUGGGAAUUAGGUCUGGCUGCGAGUUAAAAGUCCCUUCAUAAUAUUCUUUUAAUCAUCAAGGAUAAGUAUUAAUACUGUCCAUUCAGGACUGUAAAAAUACCCAUGGAAUUAACUGCUUCUUUGGAAGAGACACCAGACAUGUUGCAACAAACUCCUCUAAAGGCAGUGGAAGCUAAGCAGCUGUUUGUUGCUGUUCUUCCUUCAGCCAGAUGCUUUUGCUGAACAGUUCUUAAGUCUGUAUCAAAAAGUGUGAGCGAAGCAGAUAUUUUCCUGAACAGCUAUUCUCUUUUGGUAAGUAAGGACUGACUAAUUUUAUUCUGAAAUUGAGUUUAACAGGACAUUUAUUGCCUAUGAUGGAUUACAGGUAUAGUGUGGUUCUCUGACACUGAGUGUGGAAAAAAGUAGGAUAUUGAGUCUCAUUACAGACAAAAAUGCUUUACAGGUGUACAGAUAUCAGGAGUGAUAGUUUGAGUAAAACACAUUCUGUAAUCCCACUUCUGAAUAUUCUAUAUUGAUUCUAUUCAGUUAACUUUCAAUUAAGUAUUAGACAGCACAUAAGUCAUACAAAAAUUUGCUUGCUAUGGCUUAAAUCAUUUUAAGAAGAGAUAGAUAGUGUUAAAUUAAUCAAGUUAUAGAUUUGUACCUAUGACAUUUCUUUUCUCUUAAGAAGCAUCAUGACACACAACUUUCACUGAAACUUAACUCAAGUAGAAGCUUGUCAUGUCAUUUCUUUGAUUUGAUAGAACCCUGUAGGGUUUAAUUUGCAACUAUCAAUUUAUUUCACUCUAGCCUCUAUACAGCUACCAAAAAGAGCUUAAACAAAGAACAAGUUUAAGUUGCUAAAAUAUCUGAGCAAGACACUACUUAAAUGAACUUUAGGCUUAGCUCAGUGUGCAAGAGCAAACACUUUGAGAGCAUAAAAAACCCCACAACUUUGGUUUUGUUUUUAAAGAGAAGCCAGAGUCUGAAGGAUGUUGAUGGGCAAUACAAAGGCUCAAUAAACAGAACAAGAUAAAGCUACAAUUGUAAUGGAGAGAAAAAAAAAAAAUCUUGAGUAUCUGAAAGCAUGUAAAUAGUAACCAAAACCCCCAGCAUUUAUACAGAUACUGCAGCUGAGGAACUCCCUUUCAAGCUAAUUAUUUUUCUCCGAAUGUUUGGUCGCUCUAGAGAUUGUUUCAGUGAGCUAGAUUUGAGACAAAAAGCUCUAUAAAAAAGGUCUAACCUGUAUACCAUCACAGAAGUUCUACAACUCUAAGCUACAUGAAGGUCAACAUCUAUCCUUCAGAAGCAGAAGUGAGGAAAAUUCAACAGAUCUUUAUAGCAUUGCUUUUAUCCAGUUUGUGGAUGUAUGCAUGGGAGUAUGUACCUUCAUAGAUUUGGGGAGAGUCAUACUUUGUUGCCUACUUCAUGUUUACUUGGUAGAAGGUUUCAUUUGAUGGGCUGCAUUUCAGAUGACACUAACAAGAAGGUUGAAAAGAUGACAUCACCCUUCCAAAGGGAAAACAUGUGAUCAUGUACUGCAGUCAGAAGUCUGGCUUGCAGUCUUUUGGUGUGAAGGCCACUUACUGCAGGUUCUGAGUAGUUAUGUCUCAACGAGAAAGCAAAUCUAUGAAGCACUUAAACUGCCUUAAAUAGCCCUCUUGCUACUACCCAGCAGAAAUUUUUUUUUUUUAAAGCUAGUUUACUUUCAAAAUAAUUUACCUUCAAGCAUCUAAUUGGCUUCAGAUGUUAGACAGUUGGAGACAACUGGAGGUUAGAAAAAGAUCAACUCUAUUGUGGUGCUUUGUUUUUGAAUUUUAGUAUUCCUGUUCAUAUAUUCAAACAUACUUAAAUCGGCUCAAAACAGGCACACUUACUUGAAUACUUGUUAGUCUCAACACUGUUUUGAUAGGCUUCUUAGUGAGUUAAAACCUUAACUUUGAAAGUUUCAGUAGUACAUGUUAACCUACUCUAGCAUUUCAAACUAGAAUGAGGUUCAAAUUACAUUCUUGUUUACAGGCUACCAAAGCAGAUCUAUAAGAUGCAUCGUUAUCAUUUGAAGUGGUCUUGUUGAAAGAAGGUAUUUAGCAUACUGAUUUUAAUUCUGCACAAGACACUUGCCAGUCAGAUCCUACAGCUUUGACUAGUGCCUUCCUAUGCUAUUUUGGGCUAGUUUGCUAUUGUCAUUAACAGCUUUGAGCUCAGUACAACAAGCCCAUAAUUAAACCUAGCGUUUAAGAAAGUCCAUAUGACAGGGUGUGAAUAUGGGUGAGCAUUUCUGUGCAAUAGCACCUGCCUACCUAACCAAAUUCAAAUAUGUAUUUAUUGAUUUUUUUUUUAGAGCAAAAUAAACUGUGUUCAGAUUCAGAGGCCAUAGGUAACCUCUGUGCCUGUGAUAUGAAAAAGUACUUGAAAGACAAAGGUGGUAAUCAAAUAUCUGAGCAAGACAGAUUAGCUAUGUCUGACAAUUUAGAAUUACAGUUCAGCUGUAAAUAUACAUAUUGCACAAGGCAACCAGCUAAAGACAAGGGUUUUUCUUCCAAACUGGGUUUGAACAGCCCAUUAAUAGUCUUCCAGCUGUGAUCAAUGAAAGUUAAGAGACAGACCUGCUGCAGUCACUGGAGACACUGCUCAGUGGGAGCUGACCGCAAGAAGCUCUUAAAUGCUUUGUAAGGACUGUGCAGAAAACCUGCGAGCCCGAACACCGUGAUUGCUGAACAUGAGGCGUGGGUCAAAUCUGUACCUAUGAAAGGAAACAAGCUGUGUGAGCUACAAUUAGUAGUAACUAAUACUUCUAAAAAUAGCGUAUUUCUAGAAUAGCUGGUACAAUGCUACAUGAAUAGCUGGGGUUUUUUUUUUUUGAUAGCAUACAGUAGGGACAUUCUCCUACAUAUUGCAACAGAUGAGUCAUGAUGAUACAGAACUAAGGAGCAGAUGUUAUCAGAAAAAUAAAUAGUAGCUGUACUAAACUACUGCUACAAUAAAUACUAGCUACACCAUACUAACAGCACACAUGUAUAAUAUUAAAGUAUUCAGGAGAUGCACUUUAGUAGAAAGUUUUGUUGUCUCACACUACAAGUCUGUGUAGCACAACUGAAAGGACAUUUUAAAUGCCCUAAGAGAAAGGGCUUUAAAUCAAAUGAUUUUUAGUUUUGAGCUAAGAAGUGCAAUUUACUUACAAGCGUUGACUAAUACAUACAGCUUAGGUCCCGCAGUAAGUAUUUCUUUACUAACAGCAUCUCCAGAAAUAAUCAGAGCAAGUAAUUUCUGCCUACAGAAAUAUGCGGAGCUCUUUAUCUGCAGGCAAACCUGAAGUUGCUUGUCUGCUGACUACUCAGUAUAGCUGUAAGCUCCACUAUUCUAAGUCAACAGUGGCUAACAAGGUUAAAGUAGUAGUAUUAAUAUUAUCAAGAUAUAUUUUGUUGGUUAAAUUAAAAUAAAGAUUAAAAUAGAAGGAUCAAGAAAUCCUCCCUAUUAAACAAAAGUGUACAUGCUAGUGAUAUUCUAUUCCACCAUAAAUACCUUUGUGAAAACUUAUUUUUUCUAAAAAUAUAUGGUUAUACUUAAAAGCCUUAUAACCAGUCAAAACAGUGUUUACCCGGGAUCAAAGACACCUGGUGUACGGCAGGUUGCUCCUGAACAGGACUGCAGCAUCAUUAAUCGAUAGUUCAUCUUUUCUAGAAUUUCUUGAUCUAUUGUUUUAGCAAUAUUAUUGAUCUGAUGUGGAUCAGCAGUCAAGUUAUAUACUUCCACAAACACCUGUUUAACAGAAGAAAGUUCUUGCAGUGUAUUAAGAGCUAAAUGCUAAUUAACAUUUUUUGAGAAGAACAGUUUAUGACAACAUACAGUAUCAAAUGUUACAUUGCAGCAUUCCCAUACAUAAGCUGUAUUUUGCCCUAGUGGCAAAGUGGUCAAAGGCAGGGAAGUUGGUAGGUAAAGGUAAUGUUUUGAUACAGUACAGUGUUGUUGGAAGUGUUUUUACUUAUACCCCACCCCACACCCCAAAAACCCCACAAACACAUACACCCCAGUCUGCUGUAUAGUAGUUGUUUUUCUGACAGAUAAAUAGACCCUGCCUUAAAGCUCACAAAUAGAAAGCAAAAGACCAUGGGGAAAAUUCCUGACCAUGGCUAUCAUUUCAUUAAUUGAUCUUAACAGAUACAGUUUCACAACCAUCUGUGUACAUACAGCUGUACAACUGAGAUGUGUCUUAACUAUGUAUACAAUGUAUACUGAAUACAAAUAUACAAGCCUACUAGAAGAAAGCUUUUUUUUUUUUUUUUUUAAUUGUGUGCUUUGAGAACUAGAAGGUUUGCUUGGAAGAUUUUAGGGCAGAUUCAGUUUUUGGUAGAAAAAGUCUUUGAACUAUUUUGUAGAACAAAUAUUGUGCAAACAUACCUCAAGAAUUCAGCUAAAGUUUUGUCUGUGCUACAGUAGGUGCGAUUGCAGCAGAUGUUGGUUAAACGCCUGGGUUUAAGCUGGCUGGGUUGUGUCUAACUUAAAGAUGUCAGCAGAAGCUUUGGUUGCAAGGUCUCUCGUAAAAUUCAGUACAAAGUUUUAAAAUCCACAUUGCUGCAUCUUCCUGAGUUAGUCCUAAUUUAGCUGACCCACGUAAACUGGGUAGCCCAGAAGUGCAACAGCUAUACCUCUUAUAGAAAAAAAAAAAAAAAGAUGACAUGACAUCUACUGAGAUCAGCUUUGGAGUCUACUUUUACAAAGAAAGAUAUGGCAUUCAUUCUGCUUCAUCCUAAGUUGUCAGCAAAUGGAAAAGAGGGCAGAGUCUGUUAAUCAGCAUCUUAAUCAGCUAUACAGUCAUCUUGUCUCCCUGCAGCAACCUAGUUAUGGGAUUUGCUCUUCUGCUGUAAGUUCUAAGUUUAUUUUAAGUUGUCAGAAAGUGCUUUGUAUGCUGUCAUGGCAGUUGGGGACACCUGAUAGUUUUGUGUUUACUAUAUAUCUACUCACAGGGUGAUUGAUUAAAUUUGUGGCCCAAAUAGUUGCUUUGAACCUGAUAUGCUUUUUAGGAUUGACUCUGCGCAAAUGGGCACAAGUAAGAUCAGCCCUGUAACACUUCAGUUUUGUGCAUAAAGCUGGUGCUUCAUUAAUGAUUUGAACUGCUUCUGCAGGGGGUGUUAUGUCCCAUAUACCCAAACAACUUAAGCUAAAGUUAGAGGUUCUUUCUGAAAGUUUGCCACAAGAGGCAAGCACACAAGAGGCAAGCAAAUGCUUGCCAGGUAGAAGAGAAAUGAUGAUUAGUCUGAGACUUCAGUUCUUCCCCAGAAAGAGAGCUGCAAUUGAACGUAAGAGCAACAGCAGCAGAAGUACUAUGUAACAAAAAUAUUUGUAGUACAAAAGAAUCUGCUACAUGGAAUCAAGAUAAGGCAGAACUGAACCCAGCCCUAGUACAGCUCUUCAUGAGGCUGCUAGGUGACUACUAGAAGGCAAUUAUCACAGUUUAGGCUAUUUCCCUUCUCUCCCCCCCGCCUUCACCUCCCCCCCUUUUUUUUUUUUUUUUUUUUAAAACCCCACCAGAGUUCUGGUCAAACAUUCUCAUCAGUAGUUAAACACUUUACUGCUUAUCCUGCAAGCAAUGCUAAUCUGCUUUUCAGAGUACUUUAUGCAAACCUUGAGAACAGAUAAGACUGCAGACAGUGACUAGCAUAGUUGUGACGAGUUAACAUCUGUUAGUGAGACAAAGAAUUACCUCCCGAUCAUCAAAUUCACAGUACUGCAGAUCCCAGGAAGCUGACAGUGUCCUUACACAAGCAUAUGUGUUGUUAUAGGAAUCUUCACACACACAGUCUGGGAAACAGUGCUGUGAAGGAAGCAGUGAACAAAUACUUUAGAAGAAAAAAGAAACUAGCAGUCCUGUCCCUAAAGUCUGUAACAGCUCAAGCCAACUGCAGUUAAUUGAUGAACACCAAAAAUCUUAGAAAAUAGGCGCAAGUGUCCACUGGGGAUUUUAAACAAAAAUAGCUCUUCUAAAUUUGAGAAAGUGGUACUAGUUAACUCCCACCACAAUAUAUUAGCUUUCCAGACAAAAUUCAAGUACACCAAAGAGAACAGCAAAAAACCCACACUACUAGGAUGACCUCCUCUGAUUUUUCAGAGCAUAGCUAGUGACCUGAGCAACAGUUUCAGAUAAACACCAUGUGACACGGCCUUCAGGUUUAUAAGGAACACUGUAUCACUACCACCCAUUUCCCCAAGCCCACAUCUUUGUGGAUAAUUUUAAGGCCUCUUCUAGUCUAGAGGCCCUAUAGAUUUCCAUUGAAAGGGUGAUUGUGUUCUGUAACAGUAUGCAGACAUACCAGUUUUGUAUGGCUGGUGUCUCUUAGACAUUGUUGCUGUACAGCAGCUACAGAGCUCUUACAUAUGGAGAUCCUAAAAACUAGUCUCUAGAAGCUUAUUUCUAGAACCAGGUUAGCCCAUAGAACAGUCAGAGGUUUAAUAUUAGAAAACAGCUGCUGAAUUAACAAAUUUUGUUCUGCUUACUGUAACACCAGGUCCUAGGCCAGGGCAGGUAGGAUCACUGCCGUUGUAUCCUUCUCCUUGGUACUCCACCAAGAAGUCUGAUCUCCAUGUCACAUUUUUGUCUCCUCUCUAGGACAGGAAGUUAAUAUGACUUAUUAUUUACUACACUGAAUCAGAAGACGUUUUCCAUGCCUGGGAUAACAAAAGCUGUUCAUUGGUUACGCAGCAGUUUGAGUUAUGGUCCCCAAUUUGAGUCAGUCUUAAGAUAAUAUUCAGCCUUUGGUUAGAAUGCCUCAUGUAACUGGAAGACAGAGAUCCAAUUCAAAAAAACCUAAACCCUGACAAGAAGGUGCACUAAAGUGCGAGCUUUGAUUCAUAAAGAAUCAUGCAGUAAGAUAAAAUAGGAGCCAUGUGGCCAGAGGAUACCACCAUAUUACAGGCAAGAUCUUUCUAUAGGCUGUUUCUCUUUAGCUUUUAAAUCCAGCUACCACAACAAAUGGAAAAAGAUAGCCUUGGCAUAAGAAAAGAAACAGCUUUAAGCAGCAACUAAGUUUUAAGCUGUUCUAUUUGUAGCUACUUUUUUUAAAAGCUAGCUGGGGAAAAAAGCUGUAAAUUAACAUACAGCACCAUCACAGACACAUACAAUAAAAGAAUGAGUUCCAGAAUUUUGAUUCUGACAGAAUUUAAGCUAGAUGUCUUUUAGCUGCUUCCAUCUAAAGAACAGCUUAAGGCUUGCAUACAGGGUUUUAAUAGCAAAGCACUGUUUUAAAUCUGGAUGAUCUCCUACAUUUCCAAGUAAUCUGCCUUCAAUUUAUAGACUAAAUUUAAUUAAAACUAAAAGGAUCAGCUACAAGCAGCUUUAUUUAAAUAGGCUUCUGGUCACUUAUUGGAAAGGUCAGGUUUACUUUAUGAAACUACGUAAGUUUUGCCAGAAUUUAGGGGGAAGCACUAGUUCUACUUAGAACUGAAGCAAACAAAAGAUUUAAGUAAGCACAGUCUGCUUCUGUUUUAUGUGCAUACUAAGAAGACCUAAUCAAAGGGGGAGGGAGGGUAAAAGGUAGAAACAACAUACAGCCUGACAGAAAUGAUUACAAAUGGCAGGAUUACCAGAAGAUGAUAUAGCUUUAUUACCAGGAGACCCAGAAGCUGCAGAGCUUAUCAAAAUACACUUGCAUUUAAACAGCAUAUCUGCUUUUUCACUAAGUUAUAAAAACCCUGGGUGAAAGUGCCAUCAAGGGGAGAAUAUGGAUUGCAAGCCCACCUAGUCCAUUGAAGGAAGUAAUAUUCACUUUAAAGAAUAACCUUUACUAGAAUUACUGGUUGCUAUCCCUGUCUGUCCACUUACCAACAGUGGCAGUAGUGACAUCCCAUCCAUCUGAGUCUUGUUCAGGUCAUACCCUGCGAUAUCCAGAAUAGUGGGACCCAGAUCAAUGUUUGCAACAAGCAUCUGUAGGGUGAGGGAAACAGUUAAGUUUCAAAGACUGGAACCUAACAGGUUUAAUAAGACUUCUGUAGUUUAAGUACUUGUAAUUUCAGGUACAUCUAAACAGCAUUUAUUUUCAACUUUACAGGGUAAUGGAACCUGUAACAGUCUCAAGAAAUACCAUUUUGGUGGGAAAAUCUUAUGUAAUCUCCACACCUCAUUUAUUUCUGUAGUUUGCAAAUCUGUCAAUUUACUGAUCAAAUGUGGGGGCACAUAGCUUUUUUUUUUUUUUUUUUUUUUUAAAUGAGGUCUUUGCAUCUUGUGCCACCCUACAGAUUUCACUUAUAUAUGCAGGGGCAUAAAUUAAACCUAAAGCUGGUAACUGUGAAACAAUAUUAAAAGCAAAUAAGUAUUUUGUCUUAAUUUCUGAUCUUA